GAGACGCAGAGAGAAGAGAGAGAGACUCUGAGAGACACUGAGAGAGAGAGACUCUUGAGAGACGGGGAGAGACAGAGAGAGACACACAGAGAGACUCAGAGAGAUACUCAGAGAUCCAGAGAUAGACUGCGAGAGAGAGGGACUCUGAGAGAGAGAGAGAGACAGCGAGAGGAGGGACAGAUAGAGAGAACGACAGAAAUAAUCGGGGAGACAGGCUCAGAGACUCAUGGAGAGACACAGAGACACGCACACAGAGAUAUAGAGCAUCAGAUCUCGUACAUAGACACAGAGAGAUUAAUUGAGAGACAGAGAGAAAGCUAGACACUGAGAGACACAGACAAACACAGAGAGACUCGGAGACACGGAGAGACACACAGAGACACACAGACACAGAGACGCAUAUACUUACACACAGAGAGACACGGAUAGACACACACACAGAUACUGAGAGACACAGAGAGACACACACGAACGCAGAGAGAUACGGAUAGACACACAGACACACACAGGGAGACUGAAAGACACACACAGACACACAACAGAGACACGGAGGCUUCUCUGAGUCCACUGAUCAUUAACGCAGCGGUGCGCAAUUAGCGAUGGAGUUGCACUGGAGGCGAUCUAAGGGAGAGAGAGAGAGCUAAGGGAGAGUUAAGCGAGCGAUAAAAAUCUUAAAAUCGAGUUGGAAAGAGAGAGAGCGAGAGAAAGUUAAUGGCGCCGAGGGAGAGUUUAGAGAGUGAGCUGAUGGAGAUAGUAAGUUUAGAGAGGGAUAAAGAGAUGUUAGGGAGAGUUUAUAGAUAGUGUAGGCAAAGGUGGGAGCGUUAAAGGAGAAUUUGGAUAGAGUUAGGAGAGAUUAGCGAUAUUUAAUAUAAAGAUAAUAUCAAGACUAACAUUAACUAGCUAACAUUAACUAUACUUACUAAUCGACGAUAAUAUAUUAACAAGUAUUACCAAUUAAGAUUAACAUAUCGACUCGCGUUGAAAAUCAAUGGUAACAUAGUUACUAGGAUUUAUAAUCAUGGCAAAUAUUUUAACUAGCAUUUCUAACCAAGGUUAGCAAUAACUAGCAAUUUUAAUCAAUUGUAAUAUAUUAUUUAACAUUUAACAAUACGGGAUGGGAUAAGCUAUACUCUGUUAAGGUAACAUCACUAACUAUCAUUAACUUCCACUAUAACCAAUGUUAUCAAUAACUACUACAAACUACCACUAACCAGUGUUAACUAUCACUAACUACCAGUGUAACCGGUGUUAGCAUCACUACCACUAUAACCAGUGUAAACAUCGCAAACUACCACGUAACUAUCACUACCACUGUAACUACAACUUUAAAUACCACUGUAACUAAAUACCACUAUUAACCUAAACUAUUUACCAGCAUCUGCAAGCCUGACCCCUAUUUCUAUCAAAUCUGGUAUGUAUUAACGAGCAUAACUACCACUUUACUGGCACCCUAGCAACCCUAACUUGCAUUACUUAUUAACACUAUACUUUUUAAACUGGUAAACGUAUCAAUACUAUUAUUAUCAAACUAGCAUAACUACCAUAUAAACUACCAUACUUACCAUACUAACUAGCAAUACUAGUAUAUCUCGCUUUGCUAAGACAAGCCUCCCGUAUUAACGAUCAUUACCUAUCCAGACUACCGUGUAAACUACCAUUGCCUUCACAUCCAAUUCAUUCGCUGGCGCUGCUCAUCAAUGCUACCGUUUCUAUAACGGCUAACGCUCCUUAUAUUCGUCUAUACUAGAGUUUCCGCACUCAAACUUUGGCCGUUUUUCAUGCAGCCGAUGGGCUGACCCGGGGUUCAUUCAUUCCGUCGAUAUCUACUUAGCCGUGCAUGAGCUUCAGCGGAUUUCGAAAAGAGGGAGGUGGGAGGGGAGGGGGUUGAGAUGGGGGCGGCUGUGUUGAGUGGGGCGGAGUCAAGGGACAGGGUCCAGGUCACGUGUCCACUUACCUGUACACACCAGCAUAGGGGUGCACUCACACAUGGGCAUAUUCGUUAACACUGCACACGUAUAAUCACCCACCCACUUCCCUCAGUUGCUCAUCUACUCUCCUAUUCAUUCCUUCACUCACACAACCAUACAUUCAUUCAACCACUCCUUCACCCAAUCACUCUUUCACAUAUUCAAUUAUUAAUACGCCUGCCUACUAAUUCACUCAAAUACUCACCAGCUAGCUCAUUCACCCACUCACCCAAUAACCCACUCAUUCAUCCAAUCGCCCACUCACUCACCGACUCACACACUUACCCACUCACACAUUCACCCAAUCGCGCACAUAGUCGCUCACUUAAUUACUCACUCGGCCACUCAUUCACCCACCUACACAACCCACUCGCCCGCCCACAAGUUCACCCAAUCAUCUACGCACCUACUUACCCACUCGCUCACCACCCAUGAGCCCCUAACGAGUCAUGGAUGCUCCCCGGGUGAUGAUGAUGUUUGUCACAAUCACCGUAUUCCUCACCCACGUCUCCACAGCGGCCCAGGGGGAAUGUCUGAGAUUCAGGCUCAAAUCUUCGUCCCCUCCUCCUCUCCCCGAUGCUGGGCUGAGAGUAGCAGAGUCCCUGGGUGUAGAAAACUCUGAGGGACUGGGAGAGAAGUCCAAGAGACUGAAGAUCGCUAGGGGAUUAAGAGAGAAGGGGGAGUCGAAGAGUUUCAGAGAAAACCCUAUUGGACCAGGAGAAGGGUCUGCUGAGGUCUCUAGGGAAUUGAGAGCGAGUGGGGAGUCGAAGAUGUUCAUAGAAGAUCCCCUAGAACUGAGAGAGGAGUCUGUGGGGUUUGAGAUCUCUAGGGGAUUGAGAGACAAGAGAAAUAUAUUAGAAAGGAACUCUACACGAUUAGAGAACCAUUCAUCAUCAUUAUCAUCUCCUUAUUCUACUACCGGACUAAGCGAGGACCCUGAGGGACUAACAGAUAGAGACACUGCUAGAGGAUGGCAGGAAGCUCCCUGGCAAUUGAAGAAAGUGUCGGUGAGGCCAAGGACCUCCCCCCGGACGAUUCCGCAAGAAUUUCUGGGGUUGCGAGGGGUGCCCAGGCCAUUAGAGGAAGAGUUCGGGGCGCGGCGGACCGAACGUCGGAAGGGCAUCACAGAACUUCCCGAUGGACCCGUGGGGGGGCCUGCGAUGUUCCCGAAGAUACCAACAGUGGGGAGGAGGAGGACGAGGAGGAGGCCAGGCGGAAAACCGUGGAGGGGAACUUGGGGUAGUAGACAUGAGAGAUCAACCCAACGGGGUUCGCGCAAAUCUCCUGAUCCUCCUCCGAUGGUGGCAGCCACUACCGGUUCCGCAGGGCCAAUGCCCUCAGCAUCUGUUUCCGGAGAAUCUGGAGACUUCAUGGGCCGGGUGAAUCCUUCCACCACCAGUUUGAGGAGCCCUCCCACCGGCAUGCCACGUGGUGGAGGGUCGGGGCCGCCACCGGCGAUGAGGCAAGCGACGACGCGAGUGGGGGGCGAAGGCUCCCCUGAGGGAAUGGGGAGGAGGUUGACGGGAGAGCACCGGGGCGUGGAUGGCCACUCUGCCGCAGGACUGACGGGAGGCGCGGUCGGAUUGACGGACUCCCCGGCAGGAUUGGCGGAGGGACCUGUGGUGUUGGAAACGUCCUGGCGGAACUUCUUUAAGGGGAUUGCGCGAUUGAGGGAGUGGAGGAGGAGGAUGGGAUUAACCGUAGAAUGGAGGAGAGGUGCGGACAACUCUCCUUCGAAAGGAUUACAGGAAGACGCUUUGGGAUCAACGAACUCCUCAGAGAGAUUACCGCACGAGGCUGUGGAAUUGAGAAUACCUUCCCGGAACUUUUUCAAGGAAAUUAAGAGUUCGAGAGAAAACAGGACGGAAUUAAUGGAAGAACGGAGGGGUGCGGAUAACACUUCUUCAAAAGGAUUAAUGGAAGAUGCUGCCGGAUUAACGAACUCCUCAGAGAGAUUGCCACAGGAGGCUGUGGGAUUGGGAAUACCUUUCCGGAACUUUUUCAAGGAAAUUAAGAGGUCGAGAGAAAAUAGGACAGGAUUAACGGAAGACGCCAUGAGAGCAACAAACUCCUCUGAGGGAUUGACAGAGGAGCAUAGGGGAUUGGCCAAAUCAUCACGGAGCCUCUUGAAGGGACUCAGGCGGCCACUGUAUCCUGCUGUGGGAGGGAAGACUUCCGCUGAGGGAUUACUGCAGGAGCAAGAGGAGUCGGGAGAUGAUCGGGUACGGAAACGGAGGAGUCCGAAAGAGGAAGACAAAGGCGGUCGCAAGAAGCCGGGGGGGAAGGGGGGUCGAGGCAACAACAAUAACAACAACGAGAACAACAAGAAACAGAAGAGGAAGAAGACGGGGGAGGUGGGGGUGGUCUCCGAGGUGUCCCCCACGGGACCGCCCACCUCGGCCCCGGCCAUGCGAGCGAAGUGGCGGCCCCUGGUGGCCGUGCUGGAGGGCGAGAAGGUGGUGCUCAAGUGCCAGGCAUCUGGAAGCCCCGAGUACAUGUGGCUCCUGAACGGGGUGCGCCUGAAGAAGGGGAAGGGAGUGCGGAUCAACACCAAGAAAGGGAUUUCCCGACUCACGAUCUCCCGGGCCGGCAGCCUGCACUCGGGCUCGCUGUCCUGCCAAGCAUCCAACAGCCUGGGAACCACCACCAUCACCACCACCGUCAGCGUGACGAGCACGGGGCACCUCCAUCCCUGCGAACCGAAACUCCAGCACGGGUUUUGCUUCAACGGAGGAACCUGCCAGAGGGUGCAAGGAGCUGAAGUCACGGGACUCUCGUGCAUGUGCCGGGCUGGGUUUUCGGGUCAGCGCUGUGAGCAGCAGACGACCCCAACACGGCUCAAACGCAGCGCCGGCCUAGACUCCAGGCGUCACCCUGAGGCUGUGCCGCCGGUGGUCAUCUUGGUUUGGGGCCUGAGCCUCGGCCUCCUCCUCCUCAUCCUGUCCCUCACCUGGAUCCCAGCCCUGAGACACAGGUCUCACCCUUCGCUCUCUUCACAUCCCACGCCUUCAAACCCCGGAGGAAUCCCUCCUCGGCUUCCGUGGAUUUCCACCUCAUCGGAGCCUCCACGGAUUUCUGUUCCGUCAGGCCUUCCGCGGAUUUCCGCCUCGUUGGAGCCUCUGCGGGGUUCUGCUUCGUCGGAACUUCCGCAGAUUUCUACUGCGACCAGGAGCUAUGCCUCUUGAACUCUCUUGAACUCUGCCCCGAAGAGAAACAGAGACCCAGAGGCCGUAGGUCAGAGGUUGGAAAAGAGAGAGAGAUGGAGAGAGAGAGACACAGAGAGAGAGAGAGAGACACAGAGAGAGAGAGAGAUGGCUUCACUCAAAUCUACAACUAUUAUAACAUAAAGAUAUAGCCUAAUAUAUAGGAGAGGAGGAGGAAGAGAGAUAGAGAGACGGAGAGAGAGCGAGACACACGGAGAAAGAGAGACACGGAGAGGGAGAGAGGCAAGGGAAGAGAGAGAUGGGGAAAGAGACACGGUGAGAGAUACAUGGGGAGAGAGAGACAGACAUGGAGAGUGAGAGACAGACACGGAGAGAGAGAGAGAUGGGGGAUAGAGACGAGGAGGAGAGGCAUUGGAGUAUACCGGACAUCGUGUGCCCGCAGGAGAAUGGACCUGGUGUGCCAUGCAUGACACACAGAACGGGAAAUGGUUGAGGAUCUAUACUUGACGUGGUAUGGCGGGAGAAGACAUGGAAGGGGAGAUGUGGAUCAGUAGCCUGGACAUGCUGUACCGGGUACACACACACACACACGAAGUGAUGGGGAUGAGUAGCCUGGAGGUUGUAUGCCCCAGGAGGAGACUGGGCGUAAUGUGCCGUGCAUACGCACAGAAGAAGAGUUGGGUUCGAGGGUACAGGACUUGGCGUGCCGUGAGGAGACACGGAAGGAGAGAUGUGAAUGAGUAGCUAUGAUGGACUUGGUGUGCCGAGAGGAGACUUAUCUAUUGGAACGGGAUCUGCUAUUUGCCUGCUUUGAACAAAAUCAGUGUUGAUGAUGCUGCUGAUGGUGGUGGUGAUGUCGAUGUUGUUGUUGUCGUCGUCGUCGUCGUGAAUUUGGGGUUUGUAUGAACGUACAGACGCCGUGUGUACACACAGGACAAGGACACACGGCAUGCACACAGAUACACACACAGAUACACAGAUCCACAUACAGAUGCACAUACAGUACACACACAGAUACACAGAUUCACAUACAGAUACACAUUCAUGCACAUAUAUACAGGAUGCUUAAAAUAAAUGUUAACACUUAUAUAGGACUAUCGUUUUUAAGGGGAAAAUAACGGAUCAUACACUCUGUAACAUGAUAACAAAUGUAAUGUGAAUAGCUUCAUGAAGUCAAUCUCCACUUGUCCGCCAUCAUUGUCAACGCGUGCCUGGAAUCUUGUUCCAGGUGGUCUCCAGAGCCCGGAGACGCCUUUCUUGUGGUGUUGUUGCAAAUUUUCAGAAGAAUGAAAACAUUUUAGAAGCACCCUGUACAUACGCAGAUACACACAUACCAAUACCACACAUACAUACACUUCAAUACCACACAUGCAUACACACACAUGUAUACAUGCAUAUAAAAUACAGACAUAUAUACUCAUAUAUACACACAGACAUGUAUGCAGAUAUAUACAUGAACAUAUAUACACAUGUACACAUAUAUGUACAUACACCUAUAUAUACAUACAUACACAUGUCCAUACAUUUACUCGCGCGCGCUCUCACGUACACGCACGUACACACACUCACACUAGUGUAUAUGGACGCCAUUGGGUUCGUGUAUUCUCUUGUCAGCUGUGCGCGCACGCGCGCAUGUGUGUACACGUGUGCGCGUGCGAACACGUGUACACACACACACAGGCACGCGUGCGUUGUAAACAAUAUGGUAUGUAUUAAACACCAUGAUAUGA
This is a messenger RNA of Lethenteron reissneri (Far Eastern brook lamprey), 6861 nucleotides long. RefSeq names its product proline-rich protein 12-like. NCBI's taxonomy places the organism in Eukaryota, Metazoa, Chordata, Hyperoartia, Petromyzontiformes, Petromyzontidae. The record is from RefSeq and is a predicted model, not a curated record.